AUGGGCGACGACGGCGCGAAGGCGGCCACGACGACGAUCGUGCGCCUGCGGGAGCUGCUGCACAAGUGGGCGCUCGGUGCCAGGGGCGACGCCGACGACGGCGAGGAGGAGGAGGAGACGCACGCGCCGGCGGCGGGGGCGGGGGCGGGAGCGGGAGGUGCGCCGCCGUCGAUCCCGCCGUUCGUGCUGCGGCGGCUGACGAGGACGGUGACGGUGGACUCGGACGACGAGGGCUGCCACAGCCCGGAGGCGGCGCCGGACGUGCCCAGGGGGUACUGCCCGGUGUACGUGGGGCCGGAGCAGCGGCGGUUCGUGAUCCCGACCAGCUAUCUGGGGCACCCCGUCUUCCGGCUCCUCCUGGAGAAGGCCGAGGAGGAGUUCGGGUUCCGGCACGAGGGCGCGCUGGCCAUCCCCUGCGAGACCGAGGCCUUCAAGUACAUACUCCAGUGCGUCGAGCGCCACGACAAGGGCCUCGCCGCCGACGACGUCGACGUCGACGAAGAAGCGAACCUGCUCAGUGUGCUAGAGCCAGCGUCGUCAAUUCGUCAUGUUUCGUAG
Messenger RNA from Triticum turgidum subsp. durum (durum wheat), 558 nucleotides. The record is from the annotation of a GenBank genome assembly. Lineage: Eukaryota; Viridiplantae; Streptophyta; Magnoliopsida; Poales; Poaceae.